GUUAGAAUAGAGGGGAUAAUUGAAUGCCCACCAUCGAAUUAAACAUAAAUUUCUUAAAUUUUAGGACUCAAAUGAAUCGAACAGCGAUGAUUCGAAGCUACCUAAAACACCUUCUUUAAGUAAUUCUGUGGAGAGCGAUGAUGAUGAUGGCGAAGUCGUAAGUACAUGUAUAUUCAGGAGUUUAGUUUUGUUGUGUUGUUACAUAAUUUCUGAACGAAAAUGUUUUGAUCAUUGUUGUCUCGUUUCAAAGCUGUGGUUUGUCCCCAAGUAUACGUACUAUUUCGUCCGUAUUUUGGAAAACAACAACAUGUCAACAAUGGACGUGCCCCAAGUCUCGCUCAAAUUGACUUCAUUUUUGACAGGGUCUAUCCAAUCUGUUGUGAACUGAUCUGAUAAUAAGACUGGAUAGAUCCAACUAAAAAUUAAACAGAUCUCAUUACAGACUAUAGGUAUGGACCCUAUAAAAAUAAUGGACCCUAUAAAAAUAAAGUCAAUUCGUGUGAGACAUGAAGCAGGUACGAGGUUGGACGCAGGUCUAUAUGUCAAUAACAGUACAUGGUAUAACUUUGUACAUGGUAUAACUUUAAACUAUAAUAUUCGUUAUGGUGACUACCACAUACACAGUCAGGAUUACAUGACAAUGCCUUAGUAUUGUUACCAAACAAUUUGUUCCUGCAUGUGUAUAGGACUUUGGAAUUAAUCUGGCUUUAUCUGACCGUUUGGAAGGAAUGAGUGCUGAUUUGUUGAUGCCAGCAAGAGUAGAUAACAAGGUUAGUUGAAGGGUUUUGUAGAUGGAAAAUUGUCGAGUGUAAAUUUAUAUACAGUGUACACUUAUCAGACCUACCCAGGGUCCCUCGCAGGAAUCGAACCUGCGACCCUGCGAAUCCGGUGCAGCGCUCCAACUAUAACUACAUGAGAUCCAGGGUCCAGUUGUCGAGCUCUAACCACAAGUUCAUGUAUAUAUACUACUAAUACUAGGGUACUGCCAUGUUAAGUUGAGGGUAAAUAUCAAGUUAUUAUCAAUAAAUAUCUUGAUAUUUAUUGAUAACAAGGUUAUCCUUUUAUUGUUAUAAGCUUGGCGCACGCGGCAUGAUUUUAGACGGACGAUUUUCAAAUCGGUUUGCCUACACCGUGACUUCAUAUACCUCACGAAAUCACAGAAUGAAUUCUAGUUAGUUUAAUUUAAGUGAUAAAAAUCGCAACACACUGCACACGGAACAAAUCGGCCGAUACCAAUCGACAAUAUCAGAACAGUUUCAUCUAUAACUUUUCCGAUUAAAGUGUAAAUGAAUCGCUUAAAAAUGACGCCCCACUCACAAGGAUUUUUUUAUUCAUAAUCGUCUCACUAAACAUGUACCGUAACCUUGCACGCCUGGAUUUAACUGGAAUUAGUAGUAUAGUACAUUUUGUCCAGAUAACUUGUUGUUAAUUCUCAAUUACAAAAUCGUAAGUUGUUUUUUCAUAAAAAUAAAUUUUGUUAUUGGCUCUAUUUCUUCCAGGAUAACGAUUUUUUUCGAAACAGUGAUUCAAGUAUGGAAGCUUUGAAACAGUGAGUUACCUUCACUUCACGAGUUUACGAGUUGCAACAUGCCAACAUAUAGUAUACGGGUUUAGAAUCUUAAUUAAUAGUUAAAAGCUGUGUUAUAUACAUCAGUGCUGCUUGUCUGAUUACAGUAAAUAAAUUACAAUACCUCCAUUUCCCAUAAAGCUACUCAAUUGCGUUAGCAGGUACAGAUGUGAGAAUACAUCAUUGAAUGAGAGAGAUUGUGGAAGAUGUAAUUGGGAAAAUUAUACCACGAAAACUAUCGCAUGAGAGAAAAGCGCGACAGUCAUUCUACAAGCUUUUACCUAUUUGGUUAAUUAUUGCAGAACUUAUUGCUGUUAACUGUGGUUAAUUUUAGACUGAAUCUAAAAGAAAAAGAAAAGAAAAAGAAUGACAUCAAAAGUGAAACUCAACUGAACACCAAGAAGGAAACGUACGUAAACUACGUCAUCCAGAUUGACUGGAACCGAAAGACAUAUACAGUACACAUAUAACUGACAAUUUAAUAACCUCCAAAAAGAUAUUCUCUUAAAUUUAUAAAGGUCCAUUUAACACACCCAAAAUGUCUUGUGAUUGUAGUGUUCAACUCAGACUACUCUGAAUGUCUCCACACAGGGAAAUUCAAAAUUGAAAUUCAAAAUUCAAAAAUUUAUUAACGUGGUCUAUAUAUACACUUAGCCACAUACAGCUAUUUUACCAACCUCCGUCGCAGGGACUUUCCACCUGCUGGGACCCUGCAUGGGUACGAGGAUGCUAUUUUACAGGUAUGCCACCGAAAAGGAAAGCUGAAAAUUAAACUUUUCAACUUGCUCGGUGUGGUUUGGAUCAGCCAAAAUGUAAACACACACCGCAAUGGUCUGUCCCACAAUGUUCAUGCAACUUUACUCAUUUUUAAGUUUUUCAAAUUAAAAGCAUUUGCAAAAGAAACAGUAUAUAUUUGUUUGGUGGUCUGAACUCGGCCAACAACGGCGUCCGUUUUCUGUUGAGGCAUUUGUUUUGCAAAGAGAUUAAACAAAGCAAACUUCGUGCCAUAUCAAGGGUAUGCAUCUUAUGCAUCUGAUAUAUAGGGAUGAUAUAUAUGCAUAACAUACAUACAUACAUACAUACAUACAUACAUACAUACAUACAUACAUACAUACAUACAUACAUACAUACAUACAUACAUACAUACAUACAUACAUACAUACAUACAUACAUACAUACAUACAUACAUACAUACAUACAUACAUACAUCUGAUAUAUAUGCAUCUGAUAUAUUAGGGUAUUAUUACUAUAGCUGUUAUUUCAAAAUGCGAUAUAGAUUACCGCUUCAUUGUAUACAAGUGCAUUGCAAGUGGUUACGCUCUGUGAGGAAUUGCAUCUCGUUCUCUUUCCAAUAAUACAGUGGAAGACUGUAAGUCUUUCUGCGCGCCAAACUAUUUUUUGUUCUUUUAUAAAUUAUUAGAAAACUGCCUGAACCUAAAUCGACCGAACAGCUCAACAUUUCUAACGAAAGUGUAGAAAGUGAGGACGAAUCAAUGAAAAAAAGAUUACGAAAGGAGAGGAAAGAGACAAUUACAAAACUUAAACAAGAGUUAGAAAAUGAGCAAGAGAGAGAAGAAGGCAAACUGCGCGCUGAAUAUGCGACAAAAAUGAAAGAACUUCAAAUAAAAAUACGAGAAGAACAUUUAGAAGAAGAAGCACAUCUUCAAGAGGGAAUGGAAGACGCAAUCAGAAAAUUGAAAUCGGAAAUCAAACAGCAACAGGCGGAAGAAGAGGAAAAGUUAAAAAACAAGAAAAAUGAAGAGCUCGAGGAAUUUCGAACAAAGUUAAAGAAUGAAAGAAGAAAGGAAGAAGAUAGUGUAAACGAACAGAGUAAAAAUGAAAUGAAGAAACUAAAAGAGAAAUAUAAGUCAGAAGAAGAGGCCGAGGAAAGGAUAUUGGAUAAACAACAUAAACAGAAGAUUGAAGAAUUGCGUGAGAAGCUGGAGAAGGAAAAAGAUUGUGUAAGUCAUAGGGUACAUCGUCACUGUACGUCGUGCAUGGACGAAUCUACCGGGGCUGUACUCCCUUUUCAUGAUCAUGGCUUACGUAGAGGCACACGUAUACCCCAUCGGGCAUUAUGUGUAAUAUAGCAGUAUAUGUAUUAGAGGUGUGCAUCGGAUCGGAUUGGACGUUUAUAAUCCGACAAUUGGCUAGUGUUUAAAAUCCGAUCCGAAAUUGUCUAAUCCGAAUCCGAUCCGAGUUGCGAUAAAGAAUUCCAAUCCGAUCCGAUCCGAAGAAUCCUUUAACAAAAUAAAUUUCUCAUUCAAGUUGAAAUGUUUAACCAAAUAAAUAUAAAAACAAGAAAUACAUGUCAAGAAGCUGACAAAGUGACGACCAAUUGAAGUAUCAAACGAAAAAUGCAGCGACAACCGCGAUAAUGCUUUGAUAAAUGCAUGGAUAAUUAAUUCUUGCAAUAAUGCGUGGAUAAUUAAUUCAUUUUAUUUCGAAUAUCGAAGUCCGAUCCGACUACGAAACAACUUUAUCAAUCCGAUCCGAAAUGUAUAUUUUUGUUCCGAAAUCCGAACGAAUCCGAUCGGAUCGGAUUCGGAUCGGAUUUGCACACCUCUAAUAUGUAUAGUCCGCAGUGCAUGCGUUCUAUAGUAUUGCAUUGUUUCCGAGUUUUACUUUGAAAAUCUUGCACGACUUACAUAAUUCUCCUUUUACGACAAUUUAAUAUAACGUUUAAGGCGAGUUAGUUUUGAAAAUCACCCUAACGCGCUUUUGAAAUCAUUCAAGUUGUGUGGUUUUAUUUUAUGGGUAUUUAAUACAUUGUUAAACCACGUCCUAACGUAUUAGAGUUUUGACUCAUGUACAGAUUACAUAAGUGCAUAAUCGUAACGAUUAUAAAAAAUGUUUUCGACCUAUAUCCAAAAUAUACUAAUGAAUAUUUCCAUGGCCGCUUGUUUUACGAUAUGUUGAACAUCGAAUAUAAAACUAUAGGCUACUGUAUGAUAUAUUUAGGCACUGGAAGAAAUGCAACAACAACACCAGUAUGAAAUACAACAGAUGAAGUCAGAACUGGAAGAGCAACAUGAGAAGGUACUAGAUUGUGUUGUAACUAGAUUGUACAUAAGUAUAUUAAUGCCGUAUGAACACUGUAGAAUAGACUGAGCUACCGAAAGCAGGACGUGUGCAGUUACCCAACUUUCAACGUUUAUUGCUAUCCAGAUGGAUUUUGCGUCAUGUAUGGCAUGAUUAGGGAAGGAACUUUCAUUCUCAAAGCGAAACGAUAUACUUCGAAACGAUGAAUCAAUACAUAUGAGGAAAGCUCAUCCCAGAAGGCAGAAGAACCAAUUUGUCAUUCCAAGCAGCUAGAAAUCAGAAGAACGAAAUCGAGUUGAAAAUCACUUUCUCCUCGUGGUUCAACGUUCCUCGUCAUGCAUUCCCGCGUGGCCCAAACCUCAUGCAUUAAACAAAUCCAAUAUUAAAUUUCUGCAAAGUGAAUAAUUAUGUUUUACUUUUAUUAUUAUUGUGGCAGGCAAUUCAUGAGUUAAAAGAUGAACUUGAACAGAAUCACGAAAGUGAUGUGGAAAACGUAAAGAAUGAAAUAAAGUCUAAACAGGAGAAUCAACAGCUCAAAGUCCUUCAGGUUAGUUCACUGAUGCUUUCCUUACGAAGACGCGACGGUUUGUAAGUAUACUGGGACGCUGUAUAAGGAGGAGCUAGGAUGGUUUAAUUUGUCCAUAUUCCUUCAACACCUAUAUGUAUACUUGAGGCCAGAGUUAAAUUUGUAUAAGAUAAACACACAAAAUGGAAAUUUCUGAAGAAUCCAAGCUGUAAAGUACCGUAAUUGUGAGAGUGAUAAUAUUAUGUACUGUUUAAUAAACGAGCAGGAGUGUUUUAUUAGUUAAGGCCACGAGCGCGCAGCGGCUUUAGACCUAAUAAAACACGACCUGCGAGUUUAUUAAACGGCUUCAAACACGACUACAAAUUCACUAGAUAUACUGCCUUAUUAGUAUUCUUUAUAUAAAGAAUACUAAAUAGGAAUGUUUUAUCAGGUUUAAAGCCACUGCACGUGACAUAUUAUGGUUGACAUGAUUUGCCAAUAAGCUUAUGAAUUAUUAAUGAGUGUUUGAAUGGUAGUUUAUAUAUAGUUAUAUAUGUUUUGAAGUCAUUACAAAAUCCUCUAUACCGGCCUACUUGUCACUGAAGAAUACCUUAGCAACCAUUAUGAUGAAAAUACUAAACAUGGCUAUUGCAUUAUUGAUGAAAACGUCAUGAUAGCAAAGUUAAACAAGGCGCAUCUUUUAUAUGCAAUGUAAAAUUGUAAUAUUGAUUCAAUAUAAUAUUGAUGUAAUAUUGAUUCAUAUCAAUAUUAAUUGAUUCAUAUAUAUUGCGUAAUACCUUCAACCUGAUUUUAUUUCUCUCUAUUCUUUUUGUCUGGAAAUAGUUAAUAAAAAUUCAUAUUAAUCUAUACUGUGUAGCUGGCAUUAUGAUAUGAUAUGAUAUGAUAUGAUAUGAUAUGAUAUGAUAUGAUAUGUAGUGUUGUGUCUUUUGUUGUUUUAGAAGGAUCAUGAAAACGAAAUUAAGAUGGCUCGAGAAAAACAUGAAAAAGACCUUGUAAGUAACAAUUUUAUUUUUAUACUUUGAUUUUUGUCUUCAACAUUCAUAUUGUUAAACGAUGAAUUUUAUUAUUAGACUUUAUUGAAAUCUGAACACGAAUCAAAAAUAUACAAGGCAAAACAAGAAUUUAAGGAAAUGGUAAAAGUCUUUUUAUAAUUUUUAUUACUUUAUUGCAUGCAAAUACUUUGUUGUCGUUUAAUUCAAGAACGUUUUUUGGAUGCAUGGAUGUAUAUCCCAUGCAUAGUUCCUGCUGAGCAGGCUUCCAUUUUGAAGGAAAUUUCCUUUUUGAAGGAAAUUUUAACUAGCUGAAGGAAAUUAUAAGGAAAUUCGAAUCUGAAGGAAAUUUGAAGGAAAUUUCGGAAGAUUGAAGGAAAUGUGAAGGAAAUUGCCUUAUUUCUAAAAAAAUCCUAAGAAUACGGCAAUUUCCAAGGAAAACCAAACAACAAGUAAUAAUAUUAUUCCCAGUAUGAUUAUUUGCAACCAUAUAAGUAUAAUGCAACACACAUCGAUGGGAGAUCGCAACCAAGGAAGGCUAGUGGUUUAUAGGAAAAUUGGAUUUUAGUAAGGAAUUGUGGCCAACUUUAUUGGCGAAAACUUACAGUACUAUAAUCAGGAAAUUUUACACUUUAUGCAUUGACUUUGUGUUUGGUAUUAAUUUUAUAAAUUAAAAAUAUUUACCAUUAUUUGGGUGCUUCCACAGCAACUAAAUAAUAAUGGUAAAUGGCAAUACAAAGUAAUGGUAGAUAACUGAGCACCACCAUAUAUAAUGAUUAAUAAAACAUACCUAUUGAUGGUAUAGGAAAUGAAACAACAGUUUGAGCUAAGCGAAAGACUCGAGAGAGAAAAGAAAAAUUUAGAGGAUCUAGACGAGCUUGAAAUUGGAAAGCUGAGAGAGGAGUUUGAACAGCGUCGAUCUACCCAGAUUGCUGAACAUAAGAAACUGGUAAAUUUUAGCUUGAUAUUAAUUGAAGAACUUGUGUACGAGUGGUUGUUGUUAAAAUCUACCAGAAUAUUAUUACUAUUAACGAAUAUAUUGGUAAUUUAUUGGCUUAAUGGAACCUUACAAAGACAAAUACAUGUGCAAUGUAAUACAAUUGAAAGUAAAGCCCCGUUUACACUACGCUCAAAUUUUGGUACGGCACGGAUAAAAUUGGUACCCGUACCACUUUUUUCUUUCUUGGACUACCUAUUUAGCUGAGCCCCGUUUACACUACGCUCAAUUUUUGGUAUCGUACCACUUUUUGGUUCUUGGACUACCUAAAUAGGUAAUCCAAGUACAAGUACAGUACAGUACAAGUACAGUACAAGUACAGUACAGUACAGUACAAAUACAUUACAGCACAUUACAAAUACAGUAUACCCAGUAAAAUAAAGUAAGUACAGUACAAUUGAAUACAACAUACAGUACCCAGUAAUAUAAAGAAAGUACAGUACAAUACAAUAUAACGCAGCCGCACGCCACUGUGGCAACAACACAAUACACCGAAUCCGUGAGAACACGAGGAUGAAUGCGACAUGACGCAAUAUGUUCAGUACAAUACAUUCAAUGGUACAAUUUGAUAAAAUUCCGUUCACACUAGGAAAGUGAAGUUGAAACAAUGGUUAACGACCUCAAUGAAAGAAAAGCGGCAGUUGAAAAUGAGUUGAACACCAUCAAAGAUCAGGUAUCCUUGUUUUAUUAUCUGAGAAAGCGAUGCUUUAGAAUGACUGUGCGUUAAUUACUUGAUGGUUCCUUGACUGCUAAAGUAACGUUACUGUCUAGUAAAAUAAUUUUUAAUUGCACUCAUUCAAUGACUGUGUUAUUUACUUAAGGAGAGACAAAUUGCCACUCGAAAAGAAGAAAUGCAGAAAGAAUUUUCUAGCGUGGACAGAGAAAGACAGGUUAUUAGCAAAUCGUCCUGUAAGAUAUUGCUUACCUUUAUUUUCAGACAUUUUACCAACAUUAUGUCUAAUAUUUAGAAUCUCAGUAUCAACACUGAAGGUAGUGAAGCUCUUAGACGUGAAAACCAGAAGCUUGAAGAAAACAUUGCAAAGCAGGAGGGAGAUAUAGAAAGUCUGAAAAGGUCCCUAUACUACUUUAUAACUAAGUAUAAAUAAUAUAAUUUCAAAAAUUUCAUGAAGUGUUUUGUUUCAAGUUGAACGAUAUUAAAGUAAUCACAUUCCUUUUUACCAGAAUAAAACAAGAAAUGCAGAAGGAAAUUGAUGCGCUAAAUGAAGUAAAACGAAUAUUGCAACAGGAUAUAAGGUGAUGAAAUACGAAUAAAUAUUAAAUCAAUGCGCCGGACAUUAGGGGAGGUGGACCCCAAGAGUUCCUAAAAUAACGUAUUUUAAUGUCAGUGCGAAAUAUGAGAGCAUGCAUGCAUGUUCGCCUUGUAUUCAGUUGUAAAGCAUAGAACAACCACAUAGGCAAAGCUUAUCGUUGGUGGAACUGUGUUUUUGGCUAUUUUGGGUAGCUGGCAUUUACUGUACACCCUGGAAAUGUAGAAACACGCCCAUGUUCUAAAAUCCUAGCUAAGACCCUCCAGUGAAAUUUGAAUUUGUUUUGGUACAUUGUUUUGGUUGUGUCGUGUUUUAGCAGCUUAUUUGAAGCAUUUCUGAUUUUUUCUCCGCAGUGACUUGGAAAGACGUCUAUCAACAAUGAAGCAUCAAUCUGAAGUUCACGGUAAAAUACCAGCAAGGAGAACGAAGCAUGAUAAGCAAGAAACGUCAAAAAGCUCGGAUGAACUAUCUUCUAAUGAUGAAAAUGAUAUAGAGAAAGAAAAGGAUGAAAGGCUCCAGCUAGAGGAUUUAAAUGAUAAAACGGUAAACUAUACAAUGCAGUAUUUUUUAAAUAAAGUGCUUUUUCCUUGCCUUCUGUAGCAGCUCCAAUAAGACUUUCAUAUUCAGUUCAAUUUUCAUACUUCAGUUCAAUCGAGUGUCGAGCACCAAUUAUCCUAAAUUUUCAUAUUUGCGCAACUAGGUUUGACGUCAGGGCAUUUUGUCAAGGUGUUGCCUUGAUAAAUCAAUUGCGAUUCUUGAUAUAAAAUGGUGACAACUCAUUCCGAAUAUUUAUACAUGCUGUUAUUUAGCAACACAUUGACCUUAUCAUGCAAGCCUUGAAAAAAAUCCUUAAGGCGAAAGGUAUUUCUGUAAAACCGCCAAAUGAAUCAAUGGCUUCCAAACUCAAAUCGAAGGAUGAUUAAAUUCUUAUCCUGCUUAAAACGCUACUUCUCAUUUUUAGUUAACACCAGGAAUUCAGGAACAAGCAUUGGCCUCAACAGGUAAUUUCAAUACAAUGUCUAACCACACCAUGCACGUCUGAAUAUUCUGGUUUUAAAAUAUUCAGACAACGACAACAAAUCAAUCUAGUUCAUUAUUCUUCCCUAACUAUUUACAAAUUUUCAUUGCUUUAUUUAAGAUCAAAAUGGCGUGGCAUCACAUUCAGACGAUGACGAAAAGUUUCUACCAAAGCAAUCUUCUUCUAGAAAACAAGCAUGGGCUGAAAGUCACAUUCCAGAUUCAGGUGAGCAGCGGUCACCUUUUGAGCGAUGUUAUUUAAUAGUUCAUGGAAAAGCAUUUAAAACUUAACACAAAUAUGUUUGUCAUUUAAUAUCUACUGUAUAUAUCUAACAUGAAAACUGCCAUCUUGUGAUGUUAUAUGUCAGGUAUAUGAUAUUGUACUUCAACAAUUUAUGCAGAAUUUCCCUGCAUGUGUUCAUGUAAACUAUUCCAUAGCCAUAAAAGCUGCAUUUCUUAAACUAUAUGUAUACCGUGUAGUUAAUUCUAUGUUUACAUCUCAGCUUUAGAAUUAGAAUUUCUGAAAAGUCAGACGAAAAUGAAGCGCAAGCAAUCGUUAUCAAAACCGUAAGUGAAUUGGCUUCUUUUUCGAUCUUUUUCAACACUAUUAUAGUGAAUUAUUGUUUAAGUUAUUGCACUUGUGUAACGUAGGAAGACGGAGUCUAUGUGGAAACGAUUUGAAGAUGAAGAGAAUGCAAUAGUGAGAGCGAAAGAAUUCUUAAGAAAUAGAUCGAGUACCCUGCACAAGAAAAAGGUAAACAAAGCACCGAGCCUUUUGUAUUUAAGUGCCUAUGCAACGAAUUUUUCACCUCAUUUUUUAUUGUUUUUCUAAAAAGUACUGCUGGAGUGAUGAAGAAUGACGUUUACAGUUUUGUCAUAUCUCAUCUCAUUCUCAAGCUAUCACACUUUCUAUAUUUUGAGUUGUGACGUCACAAGUAUGAGUUGAGAUAAUGGCAAUAACAAGAAAGUAUUGUGUGAGUAUUUAAUAAAAUUCAAUAAAACUUGUUAUACUUAGUGGGUGCACUCAUAUGAAUAGUUUUGGUAGGUCACAUGGUUGUCAUGGCAACACACUAGUCCCCAGUCUCUUCUCUUCCUUUUCACAACUUUCCUGCUGUAGAUCUCUUGCAGAGGAUGUUUGCAUAUUAUAACUGUAGAAACUGAUCACAAUACCUACACUUAUUAUAGUAAUAAGCGAAAAUUGUAGAAAUUGCUAUUUAUUUCGUUGAAAAUGGAUCAUAUAGAAAUUGGAAGAGAAGGGACUGGGGACGAAUGUGUUGCCAUAACAACCAUAUAAACAAGCCAAAUUGUUGACUUUGUUGCACCCACAAAGUGUACCAAGUUUCAUUAAAUUUUAUUAAAUACUCACCAAGAUAUCAUACUUUCUUGUUAUUGCCAUUAUCUCAACUCAUACUUGUGACGUCACAACUCAAAAUAUAGAAAGUGCGAUAACUUGAGAAUGAGAUCAGAUAUGACGAAACUGUAAACGUCAUUCUUCAUCACUCCAGCAGUACUUUUUAGAAAAACAAUAAAUAAUGGGGUGAAAAUUUCGUUGCAUGGGCACUUUAAGCUAGUAGGAUACCCCAUAUGAACUAGCCUGCGAACAUGCUCACUGGGAGAAAGGUGAGCCUGCACGGAACCAUGCGUUUUAUUCAAUCAUCCCCUUUUCGCAUCUGCUAAACGCGAACCAAUCAGCGUCGACUGCGAUAAAUAAACUGUCAACUGUCAAAUUGACGCAAGGCGUGUACAUUGUGCAACGAAGAAAUACUAUGGAAAUACUAUGGAAAUACUAAAUAUUAAAAUGUAUACAUAAUAUGUAUAUAUGAACAAUAAUACAAAGCAUUAGCGGGCCGCACAAUAUAUUACUCGGAAAAAUAUAGAAUUCUUCAAAUAUUAAAUAGAUAUCAAUAAACAUACAAAUAUAAAGCCGAAUAAAAUACUACCAUUGGCAUUGAAUGUACAGUAAUACUUGUACUAUGUGCGACUGAAAGAACAAUGUUCUGAAUAUUUGAAGCUAUUACUAAAAUACGUUCAGAUAGAUUGGGAUUUGGAAUACCGAAUACGUCUAAAAUUUUACUAACUGUGGUCUAAAUAAAUGAUAAAUGAGCAUGUAUUUAUUAAUUUCUUCGAAAUCACGAGUGUGCCAAUAGUGGAAGCCAUAUCGACGACGAAAUUGUCAGCAGUUUAUACAGUAAAUAGUACAACGUUUAAUGUACGAUAUAUAUUUAUCUAAACGACAUGCCAGCGAGGAUCAACAAUAUAAUUAUUCGUACAUAUUUGGGUAUCUUUUGUAUGCCUUCGCUUGCUGACUUGCUCACUAAUGAGAAUAAUCCGUGAAGCCACGACGACCUCAAAAUGUACUAUACUAUAGUCUGAUGUCAAUCCGAAGACGAAGUUCAGAAUACUGUUAUAUAGAUUCAAGUCAUUUAUGAUAGACUUUUUUGCUGUGAUGCUUUGCUAUUGCUUUUGGUUUCUAUUUCUAGUUUUAUUUGUUCGAUAGUCUUAUAAUAUAUAAUAUUAAAAUGAAUAAAGUUCAAAUUCUUCAAAAUGCCGUUGUUGACAUUUGCUAUUUUUAGUAAUUUUGUCAACGAGUGUAAGCCAAUCAGAAGCCUGCGUUUCUAUACGAACGCCACUACCAAGAAAACCUAUAGUUCCGUGCAGGCCCUCUAUUCUUCGCGCCGCCCGUAACCCAGGGCCUGUUCGCAGGCUACAUAUGAACAGAAUAUGUUAAAACAUGAACAGAAUGUUAUUUAUUGGAGGAAAUUAAACUGAACUAAAAACAAUUUUUAGAUGUGAAAUCACAAAACUUGUUUUGUCUAAAAAGCCUUAAAUGUUUUCAGCAAACUUUGAAGUAUUAUUUAAGAAAGAGCAUGAGCGAGGUUCAUCAGGUUCAGGGCAAGUUGCGUGGGUUCCUAAACUAACUGUCAAAAUAUUGCCAUACACAUGAGUGUGUGAAUGCAGUAGUUGUCUAUAUAUAAUAUAUAAUAAAACAGUUAUUCUACUCACUCUCGUCGUAUGCGGCUGAUACUCCUCACCUCGUCGUUUAUCGAUACCUUUUAUACGACUCGAGUUCACAGAAUAACUGUUAAAUAUAUUCUAAAUGUUGUUUAGGGACACCUUGCAAGUACUAGAAGCACUGCCAGGGAUGGAAGAAACAGAAAGGUUAUAUAGUUCUCGUGCAGAUGAGUUUUUUAUGGUAGAUGAGCUCAUGCCCUUUUUGAAAAGUAGUAUAUAAAUACAGGUUUAUCAAAACUUAAUAAAACUGGCAGGAUGACAUUAAACUAAAUGCUCUUCAAAAAUUUCGUGUUGGUUUGCUGUUUAUCUUUGCGAGAAUCCCAUGAAUUAGCCAGGCGUUCUUUCUACCAUUAUCUGAAAUACAAUUAACGUAAAUUAUACUCGCCAAUUAAUGAUUUCUACAGUACAAACAAUAAAAACGCCAUUUGUAAAUGGCUUAAAAUACUUGUUCAUCUUUUACAGUUAUCUCGUGAUCUCGAGCCAUCGAAGCUGGAUGAAAUGAAACAUGCACUAGACCAAGUAAGAUCCAUACGAUUUUUGCACACUACCUUAAUAGAUAGAAGUGUGAUACGGUGUGGCGUACUAGUAUAAUAAUAUCUUCUUAAGUUCUUCCGUUCGUUGACGAACAUAUAGGUAUUGAUUUAGCAUCAUCCCAUGCAAGUACAUCCUGUCUCAUUCAAAUCUUUCUCAACUGUUGUUCAUGUUAUGGCUGCCUGCUUCCUUUGUGUCUCCUUCCUCACCUUAACUUCAUUCAUUCGCUGUUUUUGCCAGGGGUGGGAAAAUGGGACCACAAGGGCACAUGAAAAUUUUUUUGUGAAUGCUGACUCAAAAUUAUCCCAUUAUCUUUCUGAGACACAUAUAGAUGGCGUCCAGUUUCUUGCUGUGUCUGACUGUAAAUUGUCUACACGUCUUACUGGCAUAGACAACACCAGACACCUACUGAACAAUAGCUUCGUAGAUGAGAAUUUUUGUCUUCAGCGUCACGAUUUUGCAUGGAAACACAUGCCUAACCAAUUUUUAUUUCCUGUGGUUACAAUACAUGCAGUAUUCAAUGAAAUAACUAUGUGUAACAUUGCAAAUGAAUGCAAAUAAGAGUGACGAGAAGAGCAUAAAAUAUAAAGUCCCCAAAAACUUGAAUGUCUUUAGAUACACAAUCUGAAUAUUAACAUCUUGAAACACAAAAUGAGUCAAAGCAAGACGAGAAUGAGUUUGUGAUAUUUCGGUUUUAUUCCAAAAUCAUUAGACUAACUGAUGAUGAUUUUGGAAUAAAAUCGAAAUAUCACAAAGUCAUUCUCGUCUUGUUGUUUUGACUCAUAUCUAAUUGGGUUUCAAGAUGCUAAUCUUUGGAUUGUGUUUCGUUGUAUUUUUCGACUGGUAUAUUGGUUUUUAGAUGCACAUUUUUGUUUUUGUUCCAGGAAGAAGCAGAGGUAACAGAAGCUUUGUAUCACAUGAGCGCUGGAGAAAAUCUUCUUCGUCAAAAAGAAGAGAGAUUAAAAAUGUUGGAGAAUACAUUUGCAAAUGACUUGGUAGUUAUGAUAAAAUCUCGUAUACAUUACUCGUACAUUCUUAUAUGUGUGACAAUUGUUUACAUUUUAUGACAAUACUUUCUCAUUUGGGAUUGUGUGAUUACUAGAUUGAAGACUAUACUGUAAGCCUUGCAUGAGCGAGGAAACUAAAACAUGAAGGAUCAAUAAAAUGUUCAUAGUAUAAAUUUUUAAAAUGUAUGGGUAAAUAUCAGGAUUUUGGGCAUCUAAACAGCAGGGCCAUCUGGCAGGAAUCGAACCUUCGGCCGUGCGAUUCCGGUGCAGCACUCUAACCAACACAGCUACAGAGUCCAGUUGUAGAGCUCCAAUCCUAAGUUCAUUGAAUUUGCGUUGGUGGAAUAAUACACUUAUAUAAUGUACCUUGUAUAUAAUAAUUAAAUAACAUGUUGCUGUUGUCUCACUUUACUGAAACUUCUUUCUUCUUGAACCUAUUACUUUGUUAACUAACAUGUUCCGUUAAAGGCCCAUUUACACGAUACGACUAGUCGUGUAUGAUUGUCAUUCUGGCGCAUGAAAAGGACUGCUGACGCCACUAUGUUCAUCAGGUUGUGACGAAAUUUGAAAUGUGACAUCUUUACACGCAUUUUCUCGAGCGCAUGUGAUACGAGGAUAAGAAUCUUAUACCUGUACGACUAGUCGUAUCGUGUAGAUGAGCCUCAAGAAUAAUAACUUGCGCAAUGCAUGCCCCUUGCUUUGGAAAGUCUUAGAAUAUUGACUUCCUCGCAUCUUUUUUCUUUUCGUUAUUUUAUUUUUUAAUAUUUUUAUGUUUUGUAGUCGAGUACGUCUGCUGAUAGUGAUUCAGACAUUGGACAUGAAAGUAGACAACCUUCAUAUUAUGAAAGACACUACCAGAGACAGAAUCCUCGCAGAAGUCAUGCUGACAGGCGGCCAGAGAAAGCAUCAAAUGGGUAUCAAAAUGGAUAUGACAGAAGAAAACGACGUUUAGAUGAUCAUGAGCCGAGAAGUUUAAAUCCUGAAACAAAUGAACAUCUUAUGUCUUCAUUAAAAGAUAUAAACAACGAACUUUCUCGUAUGUGGUCUUACAUGACAAGUGUCUAUCAAAGAGCUGAAAAACCAACAAACGACUUGCGACCUCCACCAUCGAUUAACAGGUAAAUCUGUUCCACUUUAUUUUUUUUAUUGUCGUAAAUUGCCUCCUGUUGUGUUUACGACAAUUCACAGUUUUAUAAACACAGGUUUAGUUAACAAUCUCUUUCCUUUUUUACUAGUUUAAUGUCUCGCCCUAUAUAACAAUCUCCAUUCGCACGCUCGCUCUCGUCACUAAUGUUUUUACAACAUGUGUUCGUUUCACCGGAAGUGUUGGCGCACGCCGCAUUUCCAGCUUCUAAACUGUUAAUACUGUCUAUAUAUAUAUAUAUAUAUAUAUAUAUAUAUAUAUAUAUUGUUAAUCUCCAACACACUCCCCCUAUAUAACUCAAAUAUUGAGAUAUAUAUGUUAACUAUCGGAGAUUCCCAAACAACAACAAUAAGAAUAAACCACCAAUAGUUACUAAGAACGUCAAUCGAGUUCAUCCUCUUCAGCUUCGUCUUGAAUCCGUAAUCUCG
Molecule: messenger RNA, 15528 nt
Organism: Paramuricea clavata
Lineage: Eukaryota; Metazoa; Cnidaria; Anthozoa; Malacalcyonacea; Plexauridae
Source: the annotation of a GenBank genome assembly